Molecule: messenger RNA, 2483 nt
Organism: Rhipicephalus sanguineus (brown dog tick)
Lineage: Eukaryota; Metazoa; Arthropoda; Arachnida; Ixodida; Ixodidae
Product: neprilysin-1
Exons: 6
Coding region: 1-2475 (824 amino acids)
Biological process (GO): protein processing
Cellular component (GO): plasma membrane
Molecular function (GO): metalloendopeptidase activity
Source: RefSeq, a predicted model, not a curated record
AUGACGGGCCACCGGGGCAGGCGGCGGGACCGCAGCCACCGGCGUGGUGGCCGCGGCGAGAACCGAAGUCCCGCAGCGGCCAAGUACCGGUCCCCGCAACGUCACCCAAGCGCCGGCAAAGGACGCGAGCGACGGUCGGCGUCGCGGCGCUCCUCUGUCUCCCAUUCCUCAUCGCGCAACGAAAGGAGACGCCGCCUGGCCGUCGCCGGCGCCGCGUGGCUCCUGGCCGCGAUCCUGACCGUGCUGGGGGGCAUUGGCAUCGGCACGCUGGCCGUGCGCUACGCCGACUUCUUCCAGCGUGUGGCGUCUCCUUCGGCUCCUCCACCCCGGAGCUACCGCCCGGCGCGGAGGUUGGACCCCGACGGUUCCUACAUGGACUCGCCGGGCUUCAUUAAGAACAAGGGCGCCGACGCCGAGCCGGUGGAGACGUGCGACUCGGACGUCUGCCUCUGGGAAGGGCGCAACUUGUACGAGAAGUUCAACGAGUCCGUGAACCCGUGCAACGACUUCUACGGCUACGUCUGCGGCUCGAGCAACUGGUACCGGGACGGCCAGCGGAUCGACGCUCGACCCUACCGCAUACACAGCCCCGGCCAACUCAUGUACGACCUGGCCGAGCUGCAGCGGCGCCUCUACCGGCUUCGCGGUGACCGCUACCGCCAACAGCCGACGCUCUUCACGAACCAGCUACUAUUCUUCCUCAGCAACUGCACCCAAAAGGAGAAGAACGACUCUGUCUGGCUGACCAUGAAGAAGAUAUUUUUCGAAAAUCUGCUUCAAGGUUGGCCUUUCAAGAAGGACCCUAAGAUGUUGAGGAUCUCUGACACAGCUAUGGUCCUGGACAAGUACAUUGGCCUCUUCGCCUUCGUCAGAGUGUCCCUGCGCAAGGACCUCGAAGACGACGACUACGAGGUGCACCUCGAAGCCCCGGAGCUCAUGCUCAAGAGGCACCAGCUCGUCUACCCGUACGAGUCCGUCGCCGACUACGCCAAGCGAGUCGAGAGGCUACUGUCCAUCUUCACCAACGCCAGCAUGGUCAAGGCUGCAGAGGACAUCGUGCAGUUAGAACAGAGGCUCUUGAUGAUCAAGGAGCCUCGAAGGUUUCUUCCGUACGACAACCGGACGGCCACCAUCAAGGAGCUGCAGCGACGCAAUGCAUGGCACUGGUUGACCUACCUGAACUUCCUGCUGGAGGACGCGGGCGUCCAGUUCCACCGACAGUCCAGCGUGGUCCUGCUGGACCGCGAGUACGUCACGCGCUUGUCCUUCCAACUGAGCAAGUUCUCGGGCAAGACGCUACUCAACUACCUCGGCUACGCCAUGAUCGUCAAGUUCUCCCCGCUCCUGCCCAGCGACGUCGACUUCGUCGUGCCGCUGAGCCACGACAACUACCUCGAGACAGUGCCCGAACUCCUUCAGGCAUGCGUCCACAUGCUUGAAGACUUGUGCCCGUACCUGGUCCGGAAGAUGGCGCGAAUGACGCUGGGCCGGGAGAACGCCACCACACCUCAGUGGCACUACGACGAAGAAAUGCACAAGCUCAUCUACCUCGUCCGGGAGAGCAUGAAACAGACGGUGCAGAGGGCACCCUGGCUUAGUCAGGCGGAAGUAGACGCCGCUUCGCAGAAGAUCGAGAAGCUUCGAGUCGACUUCCUGGCUGCCAGGGAGAGCGAGGAGCAGGUGAACGCCUACUACCCUCAGUACGUCAGUCCGUUCCCGGCCGACGACACGCUACUCGGCUACUACAAGCUGCUGAACGAGACCAUGUCCUUCUACUGGAUCACCAACGCGUCGUACGACCUGGACGCCCGCUACCAGGCCUCCUCCCUGGUCGCCGGAGAAGUCGAGUACAUCGCCGAGAAGAACCUCAUCUUCAUCCCGCACGGUCUCAUCGCGUUCGCCAGCAACAUCUCACAGACGUUCGACCCGCUCUUCGUGCCGAUAAUUGUGCCGGCCAUCUUGCGAGCCAUGUUUGCCGCCGUCGACCUGCGCGGUUCGACCGUCACCUUCCAGAAUCAGGUGGUCGACUGGUGGUCGAACGCCAGCCGGUCCAAGUUCGCCUCGAAGCUCCAGUGCUUCCAAGAUCAGUACGUUGCCGAGGCGCAGGCCGUAUUGGCCCUCGACAUCGACGAGGACUUCUUCCUGGAGGAGAACGUCGCGGACAACGCCGUCAUGCACCCGCUUCACGACGUCUACCGCAAGGCGAUGCACCUGUCGCGUCACACCUCUCGCGAAGCACGGGUCCCGGGUCUGGAGUCUUUCACCAUGGACAAGCUGUUCUUCAUGAACUACGCCAUGGCCCAUUGCGACCGGAUCAGCCCGAAUCUGGCUCGCAGGCGGGUGCUCUACAAGGACGGAGUGCCGGCUAAGCUGCGCGUCAACGUGCCGCUCAAGAAUUACCCCAAGUUUGCCGAGGUCUUCAAGUGCCAGCACAACGCUCCUAUGAACCCGGAGAACCGUUGCGAGCUGUGGUGAAGCGAGAA